AUGAGUGAAAUUAGACGCAGAGAAAUGCGAAACAAGAACCAAAAUAUCCAAGUUUUAAUUUUGUAUAGGCCUGUUAGUUCGAAAGAAAAAAAAACUCGUUCGCCAAUUGUGGUUGAGACCCCAGUAGGUAACGAUAAGGAGGUCCACGUGGUGGAAAAAAAAUUUUCAACUAAAUCAUUUGCUUUUGAUCGGGUGUUUGGGACCAAUUCAGAACAAGUUGAUGUCUACAAAGUCGUUGGAGCCCCACUGGUGGAUGAAGUAUUGGCAGGCUACAACUGCACUGUCUUUGCCUAUGUACAGACAGGCACGGGUAAAACUUUCACCAUGGAAGGUGAAAGACAUGAUGAUUUGGCAACUUCUUGGGAUAAUGACCCAUUUUCUGGAAUUAUUCCAAGAACUUUAUCACAUCUUUUUGAUAGAUUGAAAAUUCAAGAGAUGGAAUGCACUGUCCGUGUUACAUUUAUUGAAAUGUACUAUGAGGAAAUAUACGAUUUGCUCUCUGGAACUAAUGUCGCAACGAAACUAAGCUUGUAUGACGAUACAACAAAGAAAGGUUCUGUCAUUACUCAAGGAAUGGAGGAAUUUACCGUUCACAACAAGAAUGGGGUGUGAAGCAUUUUAGCAAAAGGCUCACCUAAGCGCCAGACAGCCACUACGUUAAUGAAUGCUCAUUCCAGCCGUUCCCAUUCCAUAUUUUCCAUCACUCUGCACAUCAAGGAGAACGCAGAUGACGGCGAGGAGUUGAUGAAGUUUGGCAAGCUGAACUUAGUCGACUUGGUGGGCAGUGAAAAUAUUGGUCGAUCAGGAGCCGUCGAACGCCGAGCUCGCGAGGUCGGUAAUAUCAAUCUAUCGUUGCUGACCUUAGGUCAUGUUAUCACGUCGCUCGUCGAGCGUGCGCCUCGCAUCCCAUACAGAGAAUCAAAACUGACACGUUUGUUGCAAGACUCUCUGGGCGGUCGGACUAAAACGUCUAUCAUCGCCACUAUUUCGCCAGCGGCCGCAAACUUGGAGGAGACGCUAUCAACCCUCGACUACGCUCAUCGCGCCAUGAACAUCACAAACCGACCCGAGGUCAAUCAGAAGCUUACGCAAAAGGCGCUACUCAAAACCAUCGCAUAUUUGAGUGAAUCCAUUCAUUUUCUCCGUCUUCAAAGACCUCUUGUAAAAUAUCUUUCCGAUAUAACCGACCUCGGGUCGUUUGUUGAUGUCUCUAAACGAUUUCAAUAG
Daphnia magna is the source of this 1227-nucleotide messenger RNA. RefSeq names its product kinesin-like protein KIF11. Gene Ontology annotation, cellular component: spindle microtubule; nucleus. Gene Ontology annotation, biological process: mitotic spindle assembly; microtubule-based movement. The record is from RefSeq and is a predicted model, not a curated record. NCBI's taxonomy places the organism in Eukaryota, Metazoa, Arthropoda, Branchiopoda, Diplostraca, Daphniidae. Gene Ontology annotation, molecular function: plus-end-directed microtubule motor activity; microtubule binding; ATP binding.